Messenger RNA from Exophiala aquamarina CBS 119918, 1845 nucleotides. RefSeq lists its product as uncharacterized. Gene Ontology annotation, molecular function: 3'-flap endonuclease activity; crossover junction DNA endonuclease activity; DNA binding. Gene Ontology annotation, biological process: DNA catabolic process; mitotic intra-S DNA damage checkpoint signaling; double-strand break repair via break-induced replication. The transcript has 2 exons. NCBI's taxonomy places the organism in Eukaryota, Fungi, Ascomycota, Eurotiomycetes, Chaetothyriales, Herpotrichiellaceae. Gene Ontology annotation, cellular component: Holliday junction resolvase complex; nucleus. The record is from RefSeq and is a predicted model, not a curated record. Bases 1 to 1845 code for a protein of 614 amino acids.
AUGGCACAAGAUUGCGCCAACCCGCUGUUGGCUACAUGGCUGAAAGAGUGGAUGGACCAGGCCAAAGAACGAAAUACAAAGGGCUAUACAGUUUACAAAAAGGCGUAUCAGUCUAUAAUUGCGUGUCCUCUACGUUUCCAACAUCCCUCUGAAGCUCAACAACUCAGCGGCCUCGGGCCCAAGUUGUGUGACCGUCUUACCGAUAAUCUCAAGAAAUUCUGUGAAGAAAAUGGCCUUCCAAUGCCCUCCAAAGGGAGGAAGAGGAAGAGACCGUCUGAGGCGUUGACUUCAGAGCCCACAGAGCCAGAACAAAUCUCUCCUGUUCGGAAGCCGAGGAAGGCUCAAAAUUAUGUUCCAAAAUUGAGAUCUGGUGCAUAUGCACUAGUCAUGGCCCUCGCCACCUUAGACCAGGAAGCAAAUGAGGCCAUACCAAGGGAUCGGCUGAUUGAACUUGCGCAGCCCUUAUGUGAUGCUAGUUUCACGGCUCCCAGUGAUCCUACAAAAUUCUUCACUGCAUGGAAUUCAAUAAAAACAUUAGAGAGUAAGGAGCUGGUCUGUACGAAAGGCCAUCCUGUCAAGAAGUACUAUCUCUCAGAUGACGGGUGGGAAGUUGCGCUUCGUAUGCAAGCAGCACAGAACGGACAACCGCUUUCUCCUGCGGCCGAAAAGAAGAAGAAGAAUGCCGCAGUCCGUGAUCCAUCUCUAGUUAGAGAUUCAUCUCCGAAACUUAAUCUGAGGCGGCCACCUCUAGCUGUGCCAUCCUCGGCACAGGCUAGUCUUGUAAAGUCGAGGACCGCUUCUGAUGUGGUGGAUCUACUAUCCAGCUCUGAUUCGGAGCCUCCAAGGGAGAGGCCUGUACUGCACGAUGCAGUACUAGAUACUCAGCAUCUUCUUCGACGUCCAUCCCUCUCUUGGACUUUUGACGAUUUCAUAGUUCUACCGCCAGGAAGCUUUGAGGUCAAAAUGGUUCUAGACAUGCGUGAAGUUCGUACAACCACCGACCGCGAUUACAUCUCCGCUGAGCUGAAAAAGCUAGGCGUCGUCCCCAUCAUCCGCUCUCUACCUCUUGGUGAUAUUCUGUGGGUUGCAGUUGUAAGUUCCCAAUACUCUGACCAGCUUAAAGCCGCCAAUAUAGCCGAUGAUGAGGAGGGCAAUCUUGAAAUCGUGCUUGAGCAUAUCAUGGAACGAAAACGCCUUGAUGAUCUUAUCUACAGCAUCAAAGAUGGUAGAUUCCACGAGCAGAAAUUUCGGUUAUCCAAGUCUGGAAUCAAGUAUGUCACAUAUCUCAUUGAGGAAUACUCGCUGUCGGCUGAGAGAAGUGACAAAUAUGGAGAAGCCUUGGAAAGUGCCAUUGCCAGUAUGCAGGUUGUCAAUGGCUACUUCGUUAAGCAAACAGCCAAACUUGAUGACACAAUUCAAUACCUCUCACGAAUGACUAAGACGCUUAAAUCAAUGUACGAAAAGAAGGAUGUCUACGUCGUUCCAUGCCAGGCUCUUGAAGUAGAGGCUGUCUCGAUGAUGCUCGAGCGUGUCCGGACACUCGCUCCUGAAAGAAUCAUUGGGAUGACUUUCCCUGUAUUUGGCGCCAUGUGCGACAAAUCGGACAGCAUGACGUUACGAGAUGUGUUUUUGAAGAUGUUGAUGACCACACGGGGAGUGACGGGCGAGAAAGCUGUUGAAAUCCAAAAGAUCUGGCCGACUCCUCGUGCCUUCACGGAAGCAUAUUCUGGCCUAGAUCGUGGCCCUGCUCGAGACAAUAUGGUCAGUGACCGACUUGGCAAUGCGAUUCCGCGGAAGAAGAUUGCCAAAACACUCAGUGCGAAGAUUGCUGAGGUGUGGGGAUGA